Molecule: messenger RNA, 1249 nt
Organism: Pseudomyrmex gracilis
Lineage: Eukaryota; Metazoa; Arthropoda; Insecta; Hymenoptera; Formicidae
Gene: Mrm2
Product: rRNA methyltransferase 2, mitochondrial
Exons: 1
Coding region: 244-984 (246 amino acids)
Biological process (GO): RNA methylation
Cellular component (GO): mitochondrion
Molecular function (GO): rRNA (uridine-2'-O-ribose)-methyltransferase activity
Source: RefSeq, a predicted model, not a curated record
GUAAUAUACGUGACAUGAAUGUAGCCGGAGGUCUCUCCGGUUUCUCACGCGUGCCAACCGAACUACGGUUUUUAAACAGCUGAUACGCACGGCUGCCAACGUGAAGGCACAAAGCGGCACCAUCAAGUGUGCAACAUGGCCGCGGCCUGGAGUCCGUGUGACGUUUGUUGAGUUGUUCGUAGGAAAGUCAGUAAAAAAAAAAAACAAAAAAAAACUACAAGCGGAAGGAGUCGAUCAGAGAAGAUGGAUUGUUUCCACAUGAGCGUUUUGAUGAGAAGAACCGUGCACACUUGCCGCGCGCUGAUGAAGGAGACACCGCGUAACUUGAAGGGAAAGAAACACAGUUCGCAGUUGUGGUUAAAGAGACAGUUGAGCGAUCCUUACGUGGAGAAAGCCAAGCAAGAGAACUACAGAUGCAGAAGCGCGUUCAAACUUUUGGAGAUCAACGACAGAUUCAAGAUUUUCAGUCCGGGUCUGACUGUGAUGGAUUGCGGCGCGGCGCCUGGCAGCUGGACCCAAGUUGCCGUCAAUUUGACCAACGCAAACGGCAAAAAGAACGGUCCGGUUGGCAAAGUUUACGCGAUAGACAAACUUCCGUUUUAUCCCGUUGAAGGUGCAACCGUGUUGGGAAAUAUGGACUUUACACACGCGAGCACGCAGCAAACUUUGUGGAAAUUAUUAAACGGUAAUAAGGUCGAUCUGGUUCUGUCCGACAUGGCUCCAAACGCAACCGGUAUAAGAGACAUUGAUCACGACAACAUAAUGUUGCUCGCUUACAAUGCCAUGAAGUUUGCGCUGCAGAACAGUAAAUUGCACGGCACGUUUGUUGUCAAAGUUUGGGACGGCGGCAAAACAAAUCAGUUCGAAGAGAAUUUGUCGAGGUUUUACGAAAGUGUCAAAGUGGUCAGGCCCGAUGCUACGAGAGACGAAUCCACCGAACAAUUCUUUUUGGCCAGAAAGUUUAAGGGUCUUAAAAAAAACUAACUGAACCGGACAGAAUCAAUUUUUUUUUUUUUUUUUUUUGUUGGAAGAUACGUUGGAGAGAGGAUAGACACGUGUGGUGGAGUUUUUGUGGGCAGGUUGUAUAUAAAUAAAUAAAACGUAGUCGGCGCAAAUUUUUUUGUUUUGUUUACGAGCAUUGUAUAUGUGUUUUUUUUUUUAUAACUCCUUUCACUCCUUCCUUUAUCUAACGGCCUUACACGACACGACAAAUGCAAUAUACAUCGAUAUGUAUAUAUAUAUAUAUAUA